Molecule: messenger RNA, 1269 nt
Organism: Cyphellophora attinorum
Lineage: Eukaryota; Fungi; Ascomycota; Eurotiomycetes; Chaetothyriales; Cyphellophoraceae
Exons: 3
Coding region: 1-1269 (422 amino acids)
Source: RefSeq, a predicted model, not a curated record
AUGCGGCUCCAUCAUCUCAUUGUCUCCCCUUUGUGCCUAUCGCUACUCGCUCAAGCUCAUGAUGUCUCUAUUCCCGACCGUCCACGACUGUUCGCCAGACAGGCCAAACCUCCCUGCAACGAUCCCGAUUCAAGCGGAGAUCACAACCAAGUCAGGACUACGUUCAACCUUGCAGGAGCCGGGAAUGUCAUCCUCGACACGUUGAGCCUUCUUGAUGGAAGGCCCAACUUUCCCAACGAGCUCGUGGCAGGCCAUCGACUCUUCGCCUUCGACUUCGAUUGCUCGAACCUCGACGACGGUUCAAAAUGCGUGGCGCCGACUGGUCCUGAAGGAAACAUCUGCAGUGCUCUGACUUCGAGCAAUACAGACGCUGUCGUCUUGAUCAUAAAGUCCUAUGUCAACAUGUUCAACUUCCUACAACGGUCGAAGAAAGCUGCGCAGACAGCUAGAGACCAAAUCAAGUCCUCCGCCUACCUCGACACUCUGCGCAGCGAUAUCACACCCGGCAAGGAUGUCCUGGCCGCCGUGUUCCUCCAAGUUCUCGAGAUUGGCAUUUCCUUCAUUCCUGUAGGCGGCAUCGAGCUGGUGGCUGUCAAAACGGCUGUGAAAGUCUUCAAGAAGAUCUCCGAGCAAACAAUCAAAUCUGCCGCCAAGGACGUCGACAAAGCCAACAACAAAGACCCGCCCAGCAUCGAGGCUCUUCAAGCGCAGCUGGAUGAAUUGCUGAAAGUCUUCCAGGAUGCCGUGACGGCGCAGCAUAAGCAGAUCUUUGUCGACGCCAACCCCGGAACUGGCACGGACAACCCGCAAUUCGGGUGGCUGGCGGACGGGAUCCAGCUGCCGCUGACGAUCAGCGAGGCGGACUUGACGACGACCAUUGUGGAUAGCAUGAAGAACUUCAUGCUGUCGAGCUAUAUCGCCAGCUUCCAGGGACAGAUUGUCAAGGCUGAACAACUCGACAUCGAACGCCUCGGCAUCAAAUGCGCCGACUCCAAGCACCCAACCGAACUCCUGAUCCACAACUCCGACGAAACCGGCGACACCUGCUUCUCCUUCGGCUACCCCAAAACCACCGAACCCGCCAACAAGAACACGUUCGGCAGCGGGCAGUAUGCUAAGGGUGUGGAUUUUCCGGCGAUCAUCAACAAUGCGAGGAGUUGUAAGGAUAGUGGUGGGGAUAUUACGAAGGUCGAUAUUGGGAAGUUCUUGGAUGAUCCGGAGAGGACGGUGCCGGAGUGUUUGUUUGGGUUUCCGGUGAAGGAUAUUUGA